Rangifer tarandus platyrhynchus (Svalbard reindeer) is the source of this 507-nucleotide messenger RNA. The record is from the annotation of a GenBank genome assembly. Lineage: Eukaryota; Metazoa; Chordata; Mammalia; Artiodactyla; Cervidae.
AUGUGGGAGCAGCAGCCACUCUGGGCAGACAGGCGGGGGGAGAGCGAGGGCCCUGCCCUGGAGAUCGGCGGGCCUGGGGGUCUGAGCUGCCCCACGGGCCACCGGUCCUGGGUGACCUGGGAACGAAGACGCACUGGAGGCCUGGGAGGCCCAGGGCCCGGCUCCUCCUUCCGGCAACCGCUGCACACGAACACGCCUCCCUGGUUCCCAGGCCGCGGGGAGGGGACGUGGGACCCUCCGUCCGCGGCCGGGUGGCCGGCCCUGCCCCGGGCUGUCCUGGGGUCGCAGGGCGGCUCGCAUCUGGCUGCACCCCGCCCCCCAUUUCCUUACGCACGCACGGUGGACUCCACAGACCUCCCCGCGGGCUUUGCUGCACACAGCCACUGCCUACUCAGCUCCCCCUCUAAGUUCGGAAUCUCCUUCAGUCUCCACAGCAAGACACUCUCCCCACCACCCAGAGGCGGAGACAGGCUCACAGAGGUCAAAGCGACCAUCACCGUGCGUUAG